AUGGAUUCUAAAGAGCAACUUCAAGAAGAUGAAUUUCAUCAUCCCUAUAAGCCUUAUUCCAUUCAAUUAGAAUUUAUGAGGGCUUUGUACAAUGUAAUUGAAAACAAAAAAAUUGGAAUCUUUGAAUCGCCAACCGGCACCGGUAAAAGUCUUAGUUUACUGUGUGCAUCGUUGACGUGGUUAGAGAAAAAGGGAAAUCUGCAUAUGGAAGUGGAUGAUCCUGAGGAAAAGACAAAUGAUUCUGUACCUUCAAAACAUGCUAUACCCGACUGGGUGAUUAUGCAGGAUCAAGAGUUGCAGGUAGAUCAGGCCAAAAGCGCACAUGCAUAUUUAGAGAAGCGACUCGAAAAAGUUCGCGAAAAGAAGAGAAAGGAAAGACUUUUACAGGAAACUAACUUUCGUUACCAAAAGGAUGCUCGUAAGAGACCUACACCCGUCGAUAUCACGAAUUCCUCGACGGCACCUUUAGCAAAAUCGACCAAGACUGCUCCGGCGACAGAUGAGUCAUUAGAGGAAUUUGUAGUUUCUAAUGAUAUUUCUCUACAAGAUGAAAAUGAAGAGUCAAUUCUUGGUCUGCAAAAAGGGUAUAGCUCCAAAGUAAUGGAUCUACUUCAUCGUUUACUUCCGGAAGAUGAAAAACUACCAACUGUUCAAAAAAUAUACUUUUCUUCAAGAACCCAUUCGCAACUUCGACAAUUCGUUCAAGAGGUACAAAAAUUGGAUACAUCAAAAAUUUCUACCCCUAUACGUGUAGUAUCACUGGCUUCUAGGAAAAACUUAUGCAUUAAUCCUAAAGUCCAAAAGCUAUCACCGACGUCUGCAGUAAACGAAAAGUGCAUUGAAUUACAAGGGUCUUCCGAAAAAUGCCCAUACAUGAAGGAUGAUACCCGAAUUUGGGAUUUUCGCGAUGAAGUUCUUGCAGAAGUUAUGGAUAUCGAAGACAUGGUUGGUUUAGGCCAAAAAAUGCAUGUUUGUCCGUAUUAUGGAGCAAGAGAAGCAGUCAAUUCUUCUCAAAUUGUAACGUUACCAUACCCUUUGCUCUUACAAGAAUCUGCUCGCAAUUCGCUAAAUCUUCCUUUAAAAGAUAAUAUCUGCAUUAUCGAUGAAGCCCACAACAUUAUUGAUGCAAUUUGCUCUAUGCAUUCUUCCUCUAUUUCGUAUAAGCAAGUAAGUCAGGCUGAGGUUCAGCUUGAGCAAUACUUGAGUCGCUUCAGCAAACGGCUGAACGGCACGAAUAAAAUGCAUGUUCGCCAGUUAGUAAAGGUUGUUGGAGAACUAAAGAAGUUUCUUGAAAAAAAUAUUCAACAAAAAUCUUCCAACAAAGUGUUGCUAAUUUCUUCAAUGUUUGUGUCGCAGUCUUCAGACCAAGUGAAUUUGCACCAUCUAAUCGAAUAUCUGUCUGUGUCGAAACUUGCACGGAAGGUGGAUGGGUAUUCCAAGUUUCUGUCAAAGUCAAAAGAAAACGUGUUGGAAGAAAGUUCACAAGAGUUUGAUUCAAGAAAGGAAGAAAAAGGCAACGAUGAGCAAGAAGAUAAAUAUACUCCUGUUUUGAUGCAGCUUGAAUCUUUCCUUUCUGCGAUAGCGAACCCGUCUCCUGAAGGAAAGCUAUUCUACGAAACACAGGAUUCCUCAAAUGCGUUUUUAAAAUAUAUGCUUCUGGAUCCAUCCAAACACUUUCAAAGCCUGACAGAUCAAUGCCGGUCUGUCACGUUGGCAGGAGGAACAAUGUCACCAUUAGAUGACUUUAUUGAAUUGUUGUUUUCGGAAUCACAAAGUCGAAUUGACGAAUUUUCUUGUGGGCAUAUCGUACCAAAAGAAAACGUUUUGACGUUGUUACUCUCGAAAGGACCUUCGCAAGUUCCAUAUGAGUUUUCCUAUCAAAAUCGCACUAGAGAAGAUUUGAUCAGAGAGCUUGGGAGAGCAUUGGUAAACUUUACUUCGCUGAUUCCCGAUGGUAUGGUAGUAUUUUUCCCAAGUUUUUCAUAUUUGCAAUUUAUCACCAACGUUUGGAAAGAUGACGGGACUCUGGACAGGCUUGAAAAGAAAAAGCCUGUGUUUAUAGAAGCAAAGGAUCACAGUGAAAAGACGCUGCAGUUGUUUGAUGAAUAUAGCGAAUCGGUGGAAGCUGGGCGUGGAGGAUUAUUGUUUUGCGUGAUUGGGGGACGCUUGUCGGAGGGCAUUAACUUUUCAGAUCGUUUAGGAAGAGCAGUGGUCGUUGUAGGAAUGCCAUUCCCGAAUGCACAUGAUAUCGAAUGGCAGACAAAGGUUGCGUAUGUGGAAGAAAAGGUGCGAGCAAAAGGACGAAAUGCAAAACAGGCGACACAAUUGUUUUACGAAAACACGUGUUUACGAGCAGUGAACCAAAGUAUUGGAAGGGCUAUUCGACAUCAAAAAGAUUAUGCAUGCAUCUUGUUGUUGGAUCAUCGUUACAAUCGGCCUAGUAUACGAAGCAAAUUGCCAGGAUGGCUACAAGAACAUUUAGAAGUUCCUAAUCAAUUUGGACAUGCCAUCCGUCAGGUGUCUACGUUUUUUCGCACAAAAAGGCAAUCCAACAAGUAA
Molecule: messenger RNA, 2559 nt
Organism: Schizosaccharomyces octosporus yFS286
Lineage: Eukaryota; Fungi; Ascomycota; Schizosaccharomycetes; Schizosaccharomycetales; Schizosaccharomycetaceae
Product: ATP-dependent DNA helicase Chl1
Exons: 3
Coding region: 1-2559 (852 amino acids)
Biological process (GO): establishment of sister chromatid cohesion; nucleobase-containing compound metabolic process
Cellular component (GO): nucleus
Molecular function (GO): ATP binding; hydrolase activity, acting on acid anhydrides, in phosphorus-containing anhydrides; DNA helicase activity
Source: RefSeq, a predicted model, not a curated record